Molecule: messenger RNA, 3180 nt
Organism: Miscanthus lutarioriparius
Lineage: Eukaryota; Viridiplantae; Streptophyta; Magnoliopsida; Poales; Poaceae
Source: the annotation of a GenBank genome assembly
AUGAAGCGCGCGCGCAGCUCCGAGGGAUUGCUCGGCGUGAGCCGGCUGCGCGCGCGCCGGGGCCUGGGUGCGCCGCUCCUCGCCGUGGCGGCGUUCGCCUACCUACUGUUCGUGUCCAUCAAGCUCGCUGGCCUCGGCGGCGCGGGGCCCGCGCCUGCUGCCGGCGGCCGCCGCCUGGCCUCCGCCGGCGCGGGCGAGCCGCUGCGGCGGCGGCGGGUCGACGAGCCGCCUGCUCGCGCGAGGGGCGGCGGGGGCGUGUCCGGGUACGGCCGCAUCACCGGCGAGAUCCUCCGGCGGCGGGAGGCCGUCGGGGCGCGGCGGGAGCGGUGGGGCCGGCGGCUGGGGAACUUCACGGAGCUGGAGCGCGUGGCGGCCGAGGCGUGGGCGCUCGGGGCCGCCGCGUGGGAGGAGGCCUCCGCGUUCGCCGGCGACGUCGGCGACUCCAUCGCCUCCCGCGACGUCGCCGGGGAGGGCGCUGCGGCCAAGUGCCCCGGCUCGCUCGCGCUCGGCGCCGGGGAGACCGCGGCGUUCCUGCCGUGCGGGCUGGCCGCCGGGUCGGCGGUGACGGUGGUGGGGACGGCGCGCGCGGCGCGGCCCGAGUACGUCGAGGCGCUGGAGCGGAGCGGCGCGGGCAACGGGACCGUGCUGGUGGCGCAGUUCGCGGUGGAGCUGCGCGGCCUGCGCGCCGCCGACGGCGAGGAGCCACCGAGGAUACUCCACCUCAACCCGCGGCUCCGUGGCGACUGGAGCGGUCGCCCCGUGCUAGAGAUGAACACCUGCUUCCGAAUGCAGUGGGGCAGGGCGCAGCGCUGCGACGGCACCCCUUGCAGAGACGAUGACCUGAUCGAUGGAUUCAGAAAAUGUGAGAAAUGGGAGCGGCAGGACAUAGUUGAGUCGAAGGAAACAAAGACAAGCUCAUGGUUCAACAGAUUUAUCGGGCGAGCAAAGAAACCUGAAAUGACAUGGCCAUUUCCAUUUUCAGAGGGGAAGAUGUUUGUUCUCACUAUCCAAGCUGGCAUUGAAGGAUAUCAUAUUAAUGUGGGAGGCCGCCAUGUUGCCUCAUUUCCUCAUAGGAUGGGAUUCACUCUCGAAGAUGCAACAGGUUUAGCCAUAACAGGGGGCAUAGAUGUUCACUCUGUAUAUGCAACAGCGCUUCCAAAGGCCCAUCCUAGUUUUUCUCUCCAACAAGUCUUGGAAAUGUCUGAAAGGUGGAAGGCUCGCCCUGUCCCAGAGGAACCAAUUCAUCUUUUCAUUGGCAUCCUCUCUGCUACAAACCAUUUCUCUGAGCGCAUGGCUAUUAGGAAAACUUGGAUGCAGUUUCCGGCUAUCCAAUUGGGGAAUGCAGUUGCCGGUUCUUUGUCGCGCUGCCACAGAAAGGAGAUAAACGCAGCACUAAAGAAGGAAGCAGAAUAUUUUGGAGACAUAGUAAUUCUGCCAUUUAUCGACCGGUAUGAGCUGGUGGUUCUGAAAACAGUUGCGAUAUGUCAAUACGGGGUGCAAAACGUCACUGCAGAUUACAUCAUGAAGUGCGAUGACGACACCUUUGUGCGUCUGGAUAUAGUAUUGCAACAAAUCACUACCUACAACAGAACCUUACCUCUGUAUCUGGGCAACCUGAAUCUCUUGCACAGGCCUCAAAGAAGGGGCAAAUGGGCCGUCACCUACGAGGAAUGGCCUGAAGCUGCGUAUCCCCCGUAUGCCAAUGGACCUGGCUACGUUAUCUCGGCCGACAUCGCGAGAGACAUAGCAUCCCGGCAUACAAAUCACUCCCUACGGCUGUUCAAGAUGGAGGAUGUGAGCAUGGGCAUGUGGGUGGAGGACUACAACACCAGCGCCCCCGUGCAGUACGUCCACAGCUGGAGGUUCUGCCAGUUCGGCUGCGUGGAUAACUACUUCACGGCGCACUACCAGUCCCCCAGGCAGAUGCUGUGCCUCUGGGAGAAACUAUCUGUGUGUUCUACUAGUAUACUCCUGCUUGUACGAGUCGAAGACGUAUUUGACAUCACGGAACUCCUUGUUGGAGUCGGCGCACCGCGCACAGCUGCUGGACCGGGGUGGGGUCUCCACGGCAAGAAAACCCGUGUGGUGUCCGGUGGUUUUGCCAAGACCUCCUUCCGUUACAAGCCAGAAGGCGAGCAAAAAGCGAAACUUCGGGGGUCGUCGAGGGUUCCGGAUCCUUUCCCUCUCUCUGCCCGCUCGCUACCCAACCGCCGCCGCCCUCACCGCCGGCGUUCUCGCCGCCAGCGACGGACGGCGCACACCGCAGGGGCCCAGCCCCGCCUCCCACCCGAACGUCUUCGCCGCCCUCGCCGGGGAGGCGUCGCCCCCGACCCCGACCCCACCCCCGCCCCGGCCCUCGCGCUCUAUUGGCACUGGACUGGCGCGGGGUGGCGCGGAGACCGGUCCCCGCCUCGAGAUCGUUCCGUGCUAUGUCGUUUUGGUGUCCCGAAUAGGCCCGUUGCUGCCUGGCCAGAGAUCCUUUAUGUAGGGUCAAGCUCCAAUCUGAUGGAUUCUGAUGACAAGAAGUUUGGAAACGGGCCAAGGGAGCUCACUGGUGCUGUUGAUUUGAUCAGCCACUACAAACUGCUGUCACACCAUGAUUUCUUUUGCAAGAAACCUUUGCCACUGGCAAUAUCAGAUACACAUUAUCUUCACAAUGUUGUGGGAGACACUGAAAUUCGCAAAGGAGAAGGAAUGGAGUUAGAUCAACUUGUUCAGAAUGCAUAUAUGAGGGAUAAACCUGCUUAUAUUCAGCCCUUUGAUAUGGAAACACUGGGGCAAGCAUUCCAACUUCGAGAAACAGCUCCUGUGGAUUUGCCCUCUACUGAAAAGGGCAUACCGACUAUUUCGGGUAAACCAAAAAGUGAGUCCAAGGACAAAGAAAAGAAGCAUAAAAAGCACAAAGACAAAGACAGGGACAAAGACAAGGAACAUAAGAAGCACAAACAUCGGCAUAAGGAUCGGAGUAAGGACAAAGAUAAAGACAAAGACAAGGAUAAGAAAAAAGAUAAAAGUGGUCAUCAUGAUUCUGAUUCAAAGAAACAUCAUGAAAAGAAGAGGAAGCAUGAGGAAACAGAAGAUUCAGCGGAUGUGCAUAAGCACAAGAAGAGUAAGGAGACUGAUGGUUUCUGCCAUCAAAACCUGUGCAGAAUAGUGGGUACCAUGAGUUGGAGGUCUUGA